CACACACACACACACACACACACACACACACACACACACGCACAUACGCAGCCAGAUAGAGACUGUCUGUCCAUCUCCUAUCUCUCAUCUUUCGUUCGCUUUCUCUUAAUCACACACUCUCACACUCAAGCUGAGUGCACGGAGAGUAGCAUCCAGCUCCUGCCCGAGCCGAUUUCAUUCCCCCUGAAGCAAACACAAGUUCAGCCCUGGAUUCAAUACUUUUAAUCAAUGGACAGAGCCUUCUCCCCAGCCAGCCGAGAUACAGACACACCAUAAGCGGCCCAUACCCUCUGGUGGGAGCGCCCCCUGGUGGUUGGCGGGGGAUGGAGCGAGGCAGCGAGAGCCCCCGGCGCCGGGACAGUCCUGAGAGGAGGGGUGGCAGCCCAGACCUCAGCGGGCCCCCGCCGGGCAAGAUGGGCCGACUGGAGCUCAAUGGAAGCCCCACGGGGCCACGCAUUCGCCACAACGGUGCCCCACUCAGGCCCCUGGGAGGCCUGAUGAUCCCCGUGUUCUGUGUGGUGGAGCAGGUGGAAGGGGGUGGAGUCGGGGGCCCAGUGACGGACGGGGAGGGGCGGGAGGAGCACGCGGAGUUUGUUUUGGUGCGCAAGGACAUCCUCUUCACCCAGCUGGUGGAGACGGCGCUGCUGGCCCUGGGGUAUUCCCACAGUUCUGCCGCUCAGGCACAGGGAAUCAUCAAAGUGGGCCGUUGGAACCCCCUGCCUAUCCAGUACCUGACAGAUGCCCCAGAGGCCACUGUGGCUGACAUGCUGCUGGACGUCUACCACAUGGUCACUCUCCGCAUACAGCUGCAGAGCUUUGCCAAGCUGGAGGACCUGCCGUCGGAGCAGUGGAACCACGCGACGGUGCGCAACGCCCUGAAGGAGCUGCUGAAGGAGAUGAACCAGAGCACACUGGCCAAGGAGUGCCCCCUCUCCCAGAGUAUGAUCUCCUCCAUUGUCAACAGCUCCUACUACGCCAACGUCUCCACUUCCAAGUGCCAGGAGUUCGGCCGUUGGUACAAGAAGUACAAGAAGAUAAAAGGGGAUUACCUGGAGAAGAUGUGGCCUGGACGGGAGAACUCUGAAAUCAAAGUGGAAAGGGACAGCCUGGCCGAUUACUGCGUCCUGGGACAGCGGCCUCCCCCUCACCUGGCGAGCCUGGCCCAGCUGGGCUCCCUGGGGAGCGGCGGCGCCCUGGUGAAGGGGGCGUCGGGGGAGCCCCAGAACCCGUCACAGCAGCAGCAGCAGUCCCAGCAGCAGCAGCAGCAGCCCCAGCAGCCGUCGCCCCACGGCCAGCUCCACCACAGCCCCCCGCUGCGCGCCCAGGUGCCCCCGCCGGCCGCCCUGCAGCCGCUGCUCGCCCCCGGCGGCCUGCUGUCCCCGCAGCUCAGCCCACAGCUGGUGCGGCAGCAGCUGGCCAUGGCCCACCUCAUCAACCAGCAGCUGGCCGUCAGCCGCCUGCUGGCCCACCAGCACCCGCAGGCCCUCAACCAGCAGUUCCUCAACCACCCGCCCAUCCCCCGCCCGGCCAAGGCCAGCGACCCCGGGGCCAACCCCUCCGCCGUGGAGGUCUCGCCCGACAUCUAUCAGCAGGUCCGCGACGAGCUCAAGAGGGCCAGCGUGUCGCAGGCCGUCUUCGCCCGGGUGGCCUUCAAUCGCACACAGGGCUUGCUCUCUGAGAUCUUGCGGAAGGAGGAGGACCCCCGCUCAGCCUCCCAGUCCCUGCUGGUCAACCUCAAGGCCAUGCAGAACUUCCUCAACCUCCCUGAGGCCGAGCGUGACCGAAUUUACCAGGAGGAGCGCGAGCGGAGCAUGAACCCCCCUGUGGGCCUGCCCCCCACCACCACCUCUAACCCCGGGGGCCCCCGCCUCACACAGAUGGUGUGGGAGAGAAACCUCGAUGAAAAGUUAACCCCUGAAGCAUGGGCGUCUAUUCGGAAAAAUAAGCCCAAAAUCUCAAACUCGCCGAAGCCCCCUGGCCCUGCCCCUGAGCUGCCCCUUAAAUUGGAGUCCCUGGUCAACAUCACCUCAGCCAUCUAUGACGAGAUCCAGCAGGAGAUGAAGAGGGCCAAGGUUUCCCAGGCUCUCUUCGCGAAGGUGGCUGCCAACAAGAGUCAGGGCUGGCUGUGUGAGCUGCUGCGCUGGAAGGAGAGCCCGAGCCCCGAGAACCGCACGCUGUGGGAGAACCUGUGCACCAUCCGCCGCUUCCUCACCCUGCCGCAGGCCGACCGCGACCUGGUGUACGAGGAGGAGUCCCGGCACCACCACAGCGAGAGGCUGCACACCGUGCUGCACCUGCCCACUGACCCGCAGCAGGCACUGCACAGACAGCCCCCCCAGCCCCUGAAGGACCACUCUCCUAUGCGUGAGGACCCCUUGCCCGUCUCCAUGCCUGGCCCGGGCAGUGAAGAGAGCCAGCAGGCAGGGGGCAGCUCAGCCAAGAGGCCCCGCUCGCGCACCAAGAUCUCCCUGGAGGCGCUGGGCAUUCUGCAGAGCUUUAUCCAGGACGUGGGCCUGUACCCAGACCAGGAGGCCAUCCACACGCUGUCGGCCCAGCUGGACCUGCCCAAGCACACCAUCGUCAAGUUCUUCCAGAACCAGCGCUACCACGUCAAGCACCACGGCCGGCUGCGGGAGCCGGGCGAGGGAGAGGGCGGAGGCGUGGACGUGGCCGAGUACCGUGACGAGGAGCUGCUCUCGGGCUCCGAGGACGCCGAGUCCGGCGAGGAUGGCCACGAGGAGAUCUACGGGGCGGAGUCGGGCGCGGGCAGUGCUGCCGCCGCCGCCGCCGCCACCGGGCCCCAAGAGGAGGGAAAGGACAAGGGCCACCUGCUGACCCCGGCUGCCCGCCCCAGCUCCUUGCCCCCCUCCAACACCUCCCCCGGCCCCCGGGAUGGCAGCGAGCACCAGAGAUAA
This is a messenger RNA of Megalops cyprinoides (Indo-Pacific tarpon), 2915 nucleotides long. RefSeq names its product SATB homeobox 2 (gene satb2). Gene Ontology annotation, biological process: chromatin remodeling; regulation of transcription by RNA polymerase II. Bases 324 to 2915 code for a protein of 863 amino acids. Gene Ontology annotation, molecular function: DNA-binding transcription factor activity, RNA polymerase II-specific; RNA polymerase II cis-regulatory region sequence-specific DNA binding. The record is from RefSeq and is a predicted model, not a curated record. The transcript has 13 exons. Lineage: Eukaryota; Metazoa; Chordata; Actinopteri; Elopiformes; Megalopidae.